Molecule: messenger RNA, 2388 nt
Organism: Anas platyrhynchos (mallard)
Lineage: Eukaryota; Metazoa; Chordata; Aves; Anseriformes; Anatidae
Gene: NUP42
Product: nucleoporin 42
Molecular function (GO): metal ion binding
Source: RefSeq, a predicted model, not a curated record
AACUACAAACUUCCAUGCAGGUCUGUCCUCCUGCCAUGCUAGUUCAUGAAGAUCCCAGUUUUGUCACUUUUCUAACUUGCCCAUUCUUGCAGGUCUGGGUCUGUGGGACUACAGAGUUAAGGUUGAUGCUUGCCCACCUGUAUCUUACGUGUCACUGGUGGUGUGGAUUUUUUUAGUCAACUUUAUUUCUGAAGAUCUCACAAGUACUGCAAUUUCAGUUCUCAAAGCUUUUUUGUAACCUUCUUCCUGAUAAACUUCUUCCAGAUUUUCUUGUACCUCUUAACAACUCGGCAUGUAUGGAGAACAGUAGAUGCGCUCAAGGGCUUAAAGGGGUUUAUGUACCUCGGUUCUCUAUUCAGGAGUAAGUGAAUGAUGUACAAUGCUUUUUUUUCCCCCCAUGCUUUUCUGUUUUUGAAAGAAACAAAUGUCAGUGCCCUUUUUGAUCCUUAUAAAAUACUGUAAACACUUUUCUGUACUCUUUAGGCUGCACAGGCUCUUUGAUUUUUCGUAUCCGCUUUUAAAAACGUGAAGCGCCUUUUUCUAACUUUGUUUUGAAGGGGUAACUUCUUAGGUUACUGAAAAACGCGUAAGGAGAAGGUUGUAAGAAGCAGGCUGGGUGCGCACCGGGCUGUGAGGGCUCCCCGUAACGGCCGUUUCGUGAGGGGCGCUGUGGUGGCGGCCCUGCUCUGUGCCCCUCCGUGCCUCGCCACCUGAGUGGGGCCACAGAGCCACGACGCUCCCCGUUACGGGCACCACCAGGGCAUCGCUGUUCAUCAUUCCCUCGACUCGUACCAUGCUGCGGUACCCCGUUACCUUGAGCCCACCCCCGCCCCGCCCCGCACACGCAUAAUGGCGGCGGCCGCCGGGCGGCACCCGCCCCGCACACGCAUAAUGGCGGCGGCCGCCGGGCGGCACCCGCCCCGCCCCGUUCCACCCCCGCCGCUGCUGCCUGGCGCCGGCCGUGACGCGGCGGCGGUUGCGCGCUGUGGCGGCCAUGGCCAUCUGCCAGUUCUUCCUGCAGGGCCGCUGCCGCUUCGGCGACAAGUGCUGGAACGAGCACCCCCGCGGCGGAGGGGGCCGCCAGCAAGGCGCUGCCAGAGGGGGAGGAGGAGGAGGAGGAGGAGGAGGAGGAUGGGGCGCCUCGACGCAGAGGUACAGCAGCGUUAUCCAGCCGUCAGCCUUCAGGAGCAGCGCGUGGGGCGGCAGCCGGGAGCACGGCGGCGGCAGGAGCGCCGACUUCUCUCAGAACAGGUUCUCCGCCUUAAGCAGCCAAAGCCUCGGCGAUGGCUACAGGGAUGAAGACGAGAAACUUCUUGAAUGUAUAGUGAAAGACAUGGAAAUUUGGGAAUCCUCAGGACAAUGGAUGUUUUCAUCUUACUCACCUAUGAAAGACAAGCCUAAUAUUACAGGCUUUCAAGAUUUCUCGCCAGAAGAAUUGCGUCUGGAGUGUUACAACUGCAGAGCAAACAGUAGCGCUCAGACCUAUUUAAAUUCCGUCCAACAAUUAGUAAAAGGCUGGAAAGACAGGCUGCUGCAGUUGAAGACUUUAAAUGCAACAACAAAAGUAGCAUUGCUCACUGAGUUAAAGAACACGGUCAUGCAGCCAUCACCUUCAUUUGGAUUUGGAGGACAGCAAACAUCCAGCUUCGGGGCGUCAAGUUUUCCUGUGAACAGCAGCAGUACCAGUGCCAGCAAUUUCUCCUUUAAAACAAGUUCCAGUCUCUUUGGUGCCUCAUCAGGAAAUGCCCCUGCUUUUGGGAGCUCUUCUGCAGGCUGCAAUCCUCCUGCAUUUGGUGCGAUGUCUUCCACGAGCGUUUCCCAUCCUCCUGCUUUUGGCAACCCAUCAGCUCCCUCUGCAGCCUCCUUCUCGUUUAAGCUUUCUUCUGAACCAACCAGCAGUUUUGGAUCUUCUGGGUUUUCAGGCUUUGGCAGUUCUUCUACUGUGAACUCUUCAAGCAGCGCUCCACUUCCAGCUUUUGGAGCUUUUAAUGCAGCAGCACAAGCGUCCCCCUCACAUUCGAGCAGCACUUUGUUUGGUCAGGCUGCCACUGCCUCUGGACAUAACGUAACACCAGUGCCUUCUGUGCUCACAAAUGGUGGUACAGCGGAUAAGUUAUUUACAUCCAAGAGUGAAUUAACAGCAGAGGAGUUGAAACAGUUUGAAGCAAAAAGGUUUAUCAUGGGAAAGAUACCUCUUAGGCCACCACCGCUAGAACUUUUAAAUAUUUAAGACUUGUACGUUUAUUCUGAAAUGGCACGUUUUGUAGCUGGUCUAUGACACCUCAAAUACACAAUAUUGUGAUUGACUCGUGAAUUAAAAUGCCUCUCUCUGAGAUAAAUUUUCAUUUCAUCUCAGUCUUCUGCAGUAAUAAACACUUAAAAAUUGAA